AUGAUACUAAGUGCACUCCUGUUCAAAGCGAUUCUUGUUGCUGUCCUAAGCUUUCUGGAUAAUUGGCACGCGGAUGCGUGUUCAGGUUGGUGUGAAUCCACGUUCAUUCUUAUCCGCUGUCAAGAAUAAGGGUAUUGUUGUUCUGAGUGUAUCCUCAGCCUUAUUCGGGAGAAACUUUAUAAAAUCUCUCGUGAUCUCUAAAUCCAUAUAUUAAAGCAACUAUAGUUUAGUCAUUGAAUUGAACAUGACCGUGUGUACGUACCCAGAUGAAACAAUAUCAAGAUAUUUAGACUGAAUGUGGAUUGCUGCACAUUAAUUAAUGAUCCUAAACUAUAAUAAGUCUAUCAUGGCCAAUCAGGUAGCUCGUUAAAAGAGAAUUCGCCUUACUUGCCUGGCAGCAAGGCCAUCAUAUCAUUAUAUCAUAUCCAUGAUAUCGAAAAAGAGUAGAUAAUGGUCCAAGUGUCUUCUUUGUCGCAUUUGUAGGAAUUCCAGGUUCAAAAUAAAAAUCCGGAUACGCGCCAUGUUUAGUAAUUUUAACUCUUCCUAUUCAAGCGGAAAUUGACUGCAUUCUGCAUUUAAAUUGGUUUCAUUUAAAAGACUCACUCCAUUUUCGCCAAACUUUGUGCCUUUUAGUCAAGAGGAGGUUAUGAAGACGGGGAUUUACGAUCUUCCAAAAGAAAAGUAUGAAAUCAACAGCUAACAACUAUUAUUUCCAUAAAUGAUAACGUCCUUGUGAUAGCAACUAUUUUGUUUACCGAGGAGUCUGGAAGUCUUAAGGAUUGCAAAACAAACUCGAUGAUGUAAACGUAUAUCUUUAUCAAUUUGUGCUUUGUGUCGCCAAAAAAAGCUUCCGAUAUUGUCUCUUUCUCUGCAAUUUUAAUGUACGGCUUAGAUGUAUAGGGUGUGUACGAUGGGAUUUUCUAGUUACGUCGAAUAAAUUCACGUUUAUUUUUGUAAACAAAUUUUGACUCGACUGAACAAUUACCCCAGUGUUGUAGGCGAAAAUGAAACUGAAAGAUUCUUUCUGUAUUUAUUAACAUAUAUUUUGAUUAUUAAGUUCUAGGUUCGCAUCCUAAGCUUUAAAGAAAACAAAUUCUCUGAAAAGGCAGGGGUGGUGAAAGGAAAAAUCCGAAACUCCUAAUUAGACCGUCGACAAAUUUUCAUUCAUUUAAAUCGGACUAUGAUUUUCAGUGUAAUUUAGUGUUAUCAACUGAAUUGAUAAUGCAAUUUGGUCACCGUGGAGAGUUUAAAGGCUGACGUUUCGAGCGUUAGCCCUUCGUCAUAGCGAUUGAUGCUAUAAUCUCCCACCGUUACAGCACUACUGAGUUUCUUCAGCAAUUAACCUCCUUUAGUCAUUUGACCAAGAUUUUCGCCUUAUUCACAAAACAAAGAAAAAGACCAAACGGAAGAGCCGGUUACCCACUCUUCUAUAGACACGGCGUAGAGGAGAACAAAACAAAAAAAAUUAUCAUUGUUUACCAAUUGACCCCCAAAAAAUCAGCUCGUUAGCCAAGAGGAGUUCCAGCCACGAACUCGUUGAGAAACGAUUUUUAGAGAUUUAUAUUCUAAUGAAGCGUAAAUCAAAUAAUUUCAGUUAGAUAGUGAGCUGGUUCCAUCUCGUGAAAUAAGUUCAAGUCAGGCAUCAUCGACUUUUUGAUAGAUUUUGUCAGAUUUUUUGCUUAGCCUGUAGGCUCUCAUUGGCCAAAUCAUCGCUAUAUUCAAAAAUUGAUCAGGUACAUGGAAUAAAGAUUGAUAUAACGCGAAUUAAGAUUAUUAACGUACAACACCAGGACUUACGAAUUUUCUUUCACUGGAAAACUGUAAUUGACAGAAGUGGAAAAAUCAUCAUACAGUGCAGGUUACCGGUGUUUAUAGAAGUAUGUGAACUUCAUAACGUAUGUUCUGAAAUGUGACCUGUCAGUCAGUAUAUAAUUAUGAUAGUAUUGGCGGUGGAAAGUGACGGAGUCAGCUGAUAGAUGGGUCACAGUUAUGUAAGGGUUACUGCAUUUUCUGCGUCAGGGUUAUUUUAGGGGAUUCUACAAGGGAAAAAGCUUUAUACAUCGGUUCCCAGUAUUUGUUUCCGCGUUUGCUCGCCUGAUGAGGGAGUCGUUAGUAAGAACACUGAAUUUAAUAUGUAAUUUUUAAAGGACUACUGUUACCUCUUCCAAGGAUUAAUAUUGCAAUUGCGGGUGUUCGAGUAAUAUGGAUCUUAGUUAUGGAUCAGGAGGGCAUCUUUAGUGUUUCGGGUGGAAUUCAGAAAAGCUUUGCUUCUUUUUCAGUUCCUUACAUUCGUGAAAAGGAAGGAAACGAGGUAAAAGUCAUCAAGGUGACCGGCGGAGAGGAUGUUAAACUCACUUGCCAGACCAGAACCGCUGAUCAAACCUCAAAACCAAGGUAUUACUGGCUCAAAGACAAUCAGACGCUCAGUCCAUCGAGUCAUCAACGUCUGAGGUUAAAACUCUACAGAUACCUAGAGAUAAAAAGAGCUAAGAAAGAGGACACCGGCCUCUACACCUGUGUCGCAGUAAAUGACUGUGGCAAGAACCCUUUUACAAUGCACCUAUUUGUGGGAAGUAAGUAAACAUUUGCAACCAUCUGAGUUUUUUUAAAAGUACAAGUACGCACGCAAUUUAUAGCGGUAUCCUGGGGAGCAAAGUUCUUUUAUACUAGUUGUGUGUGACAAACUGAGGUGAUGUCAGUUUAAGUAGGAGUUGCUGAGGUAGGCAAAUAAGGAGGGAAAAGAUGGUAAUUUCAGACUUGCCAUCACAAAAAGUUAUUUCCGACGAAGGUGCAAUGUUUCUUUUAUCAUUGCUUAAGGUAUUGAACUGAGACAGCUGGGAGUUCAAAAUCCCGUCAGGAAGUGAAUAGGGCGGAGAUUCAGAUGUGUGUCGCCUCAGAUAAUUUGCACAACAAAAGCAUUUUACAUCUACAUAAUUCCUUGUGUUUUUUCUCUUUGAGGUCCAACACUGGAUCCCAACAAAAUUACAGUAGGAGUUAAGACAGAUGUACUUUCAUUUUUAAUCGGAAGAAAUUAAUGAAAAAUGACUGUAGAAGCAGUUUAGUUGAUACAGGAGCCGAUAUUAAUGUUCUUUGAAAUAGAGAAAAGCAACUGCCUCUGGAAGACAGUCUCAAUGGGGUGAUGGCUUUUACGUAACGUUACGGCUAAUUUUGGCCAAUCUACGGCUAACGGCUAAAUUUUUGGCUGUUUUAAGGCUGUCGGAUAACUCCAUUAACACCCUCCGAGAACAAAAACCGAUGAUGAAAAAAAAUUAUCAAGGGAUUAUAAUCUCUUGAAAAAAAAUUGAUGAAGUGUUGAAGCUCAUCUACAAUGUCCAUUAGAUGAAUCUUUUAAGUUAAGAUUUUGUAAAUCCGAUAAAAAAAUAAUAAUAUUUUGGCAAUCGCAUAUGUUAUCCCAUAAAUUUCAUAAUUUUUUUACGCUUUGUGCGUUAAACAUUGACUCGGGAGCUGAGACGGCCAAGAUCUGAUUGUUAAUUCUCCCCUUUAGCUGCUACAUGCAUUUCCUUAUAAAUGCUGGAGGAACGAGAACUUGGUGUUAGCAACUUCUAAGUGAUAAGUUUGAUUAUUCUCAUUGCCUGUUUGCUGGAUAAUGUAUGGAUAUUAUACUAGGAGAAAUUACAUGUUAAUCACUUGUGGGAGUUAAAGGGCAAACGGGUUAUGGGUCAGAGUGACGUGUUACAGUGAAACCUCGAUUUAACGAAAUGCUAAGGGACCGGGGAAAUUGGUUCGUUACAUCGAGAGUUCGUCAUAUCGAAAACCUCGAUUUAACAAAUUUGCGGAAAAACAACCAAAAUGUUCGUUAUGUCGUGGCAUGGUUAACAAUUUCUUUCUUUUUCUUCUUUCUUUUUUUUUUUAGGAGUGAGGUACCACAGGAAUCGGAGCAAUUAUUGUAAAUUAUAUUACUGCUUUAAUGUCUAUGUGAAGAAUUAUUUUUAAAAACAUUUUUUAAAAAUCUAAACUAGUGAGCAGCACUCUGCGAACAGUGGUUGUAAAACUUUUUAAUUCUCCGACGCGUUUCGUCUAACUGUCGUAUACUUGAGGGAGUUUUACAAGUUAACACCAAACGCCUCUAUUUAUAAACCAUAGUCAGCGGCUUUUACUGGGGCCAAUGACCAUAUAGGCUUGGCUGGACUUACGAAAAGGAACAGGCGAAGUUAUGUAAAAUUUUGAACAUUUUUAAAGCAAGGUUAGAAAAAUAUGUAGGGGCCACGGUUUUAAUUUAGUGUUAACUUGUAAAACUUCUUAAAGAAGUCGACGAUUGUUAGCCGAAACACGUCGAAGAAUUAAGAAGCUCUACAACUACUGUACGCAGAAUGCAGCAAUUACUUGUUUACUAUUUAAAUGGAAAAAUAUUUGAGGAAAUUGCAUUUGCGCACGAUGUCCGCGCGAUGAAGCCCUUUCAAUGCCACCACACAAACGUAACUCUUAAAGAGAUUCAAUCAACACUUUAUUCACAGAAUACAGUUAUCAACGUUACAUGGCUUCAUUCAGUUACAUUGCAAUCAAUAAAUCCUUGCCGCAAACAGCAAUAUGGCUCAAUCAGCAUCAAGCAAUCAUGCCCUCUUGAUUAUCAAUAGUGCCCUCGUGAUUAAGAAAAAAAUACCCUCUGUCCCAGCCAAUCUGCAUUCAGUAAUUUUGCUCCGCAUGUGAUAAAACUCUGAACCAUCACCAUAAGAUCAGUACUGUAGAACACUUAGAAUAAAAUAAUGUUUAGACUGUAACCUGAAAUGUGUUAGUAAGGGGUGGCUUCCGGGCAGUUGUCGAGAAGUUCAACGCUCAAAUGCUGUGGCUGUUCUGUGCUUCACAGCUGCUCCAAGAUUUACGGUACCGCAAAGCAAGAUGAGGCGCAACCUUCUUGCAGUACCCGUUGGACACUCUGUUCGGCUGGACUGUUCUGCCGAUGGAAACCCUCGUCCUACCGUGAAAUGGUAUAAAGACGGAAAAUUGUUUAAGGAAAGGAAACUUUAUUCGAGCCGAUGGACAACCUUGUUGAGUCUGAAGGACUUGGUUCCCUCUGACACUGGGUCAUACAUGUGUAAUGUGAGCAACUCAUACGGAUGGAUUAAUCAUACAUACAAAGUAGACGUUCAUGGUAAGAGGAAAAAUCCUUCAAAUUUUUCUAGCUGACACAGACUCUGAAGAGUACUCACGAUUUUCUUUAUCUGAGAAAAAGAAUCUUCAAACUCUUGUGGUCAAUAUAAAUCCCAUUUAAAAAGUCAAAUUAAAAUAAACAUUACAAGUAACGAAACAAUGGAUGUUUUUGGGUUACAUUGACAGUAUUGACAGUAUUCUCUUUUAAAUUUUUUAGAACGAGCUCGUGCUGAACCAGUCGUUCUACCCAUGGAAAAUGUCACAGUUUAUCGAGGAGAGAAUGCCAGCUUAACAUGCAAAGCAUUAAGUGAUUCCAUGCCUCAUUUCGAGUGGUUAAGGUGGUUUCCUGUACGUUCCAACGGUUCGGCCAACAGUUCGGUAAACGGUUCAAUUGAAAGUCCUCACUACGAAAUCGUGAAUGAAGGAGAAACAGACCAACAUGUAAUUGUGCCACCAAGUAGUGGCAAAAAGUUUGAUUUCCACGGAGUGAAGUUGACUUUGUUAAAUGUCACAAAGAGGGACGAAGGCAAAUACACCUGCAUGGUGAGAAAUGCUGUUGGUUACGCAGCCGAACAUGCUUACAUCAUUGUCCAAAACAUCGGUAGGUAAAACUAUAAUAAGAUUACUAGUUCUUAAUAAUUUUUGUUAUCAUUCACUUUAUUAUGAUCAGAUUUUAGGGGCUUUCUGUGAUUUGCUCAUAGCAGCUGUUUUUCUUACCACAUUUUAACGUCAUCUGUGCUAUGUUACUGAACAGACGCAUGGCAACAUGGAAUUUAUUUGUUAACCCUUUAACCCCUAAGAGUGACUAGCAAUUAAUUUCUCCUUAUAAUAUCACCCUUGGAUCAAACAUUAAGGUGAUGAGAAUAGAGGAAAUGAUCACCAAGUAAAGCAGCUCUUGAUUAUCAAACAAAUUCUCUUUGUCAGCACCUUACGAAAUAUAUAGUGAAUAGUGUGGAGAAUGUGGAUACUGAUGUUAGGGGGUGAAGGGUUAAUCCUUUACGUGUAUUUUAUUGUCCAUGUACCCCUCGUAAACAGCUUUCUUUUCUUGAGAGUCUCCUUCGUCUCGGGAAUCACGGAGGGUCGAUUUUUGCACGACUACGUGCUGUAUUUAGUCGAAAAAGCUUGCGCUACCGAGCGGCCUGUGGCCGUUUCAAUCACUUUUAUUUGGGUUUAGAACACUCAGUUACAGUGUUUGUGUCGUGACUCUGUUCAGUUCCACUUGGAUGUUAAUAAAUAAAACACGGGCCAAUUAAAAAAAGCGACUGCUUUAUGAUAGCUGAUAAUUUGCUGAAAAUUGUUGCCAACCGAGCAUAACUCUUUUUUUUUCACUUUUUUAAUUCGUGAAGAUGAAGGAAAACCAACUGAACCUCAGAAAACUGAAAGCACCACAGAUGGUAAGUGUAACCGUGAAAAACGGAUAUGAUUCCUUUUUAAAAUAACAUUUGAAAUUUCUCUAUCUCAGAAAAAAAAGAAGCACCAUCCUUCACAUUUCGGGUACUUAUCGUUACUAAAAGACCGGUAAUUAUUCGUUGUCCUGGGGCACCCUGGGGAGGGGGGCUUCCUGGAAAAGGGGGGGCCUGGAGGAUUUUGUCUGCGUCACGAUAAAAUUCACCUGAUUCCCUCUCAUUGGCAGUUAAUUAGUAGUCAAUCUUACGUAGUUCCCCCCCUCCCCCACCCCCUUUAUACUUUGGCGACGAAUGCUGUCCCUCUGUUCCCCCUGAAAACCACGUGAUCCACCCUCAAAAUCCUCUACCCCUAGCUCCAGGCUAUAAAUUAUGAAUAGUCGCCAGGUGUGCCAAUUGUUAAGCAUGCACACGCCACGUAGUACACUACGUGCGCACUAAAUAUAAGAAAAGCUCAUGAAAAUCUUGACUGAUGGUUGCUGCAAAUAAGGAUGACCAUAUUUUCGUUGGAUGCACCUUUGUAUUUGUGAAUAUCUUGCUUUCAUGACUCUCUCCAUCUUGCCGAGCAAAUGAAACACUAAAUGCGAUAAAACAUGUAUCAAGAAGCCUUCUUGUUCGUAUUUUUUCAAACUAAACAGGAGCUUAAUUCUGGCCUGAGGGAAUGACUUUGGUAUCAAACAGAAUUAUCGAAACGUUUUAUUUCCUGUAAAAACACACAAAACCUACCUCAAAUAAUUUUUGAGGGAUUUUUUGAAGGUAAAGUUCCUUUGUCGCAUUUGGCAAAGACGAGCUCAAUCCCAGUCGAAACCAGAUUUUGUAUCCUUCUUUGUUACGACGACUUCAAUUACUAAUAAUUGAAUAUUCAUUCGUUACUUGCUGUUUGGAGUAACUUAUUGCGGUUCUAGCAACCUCGAGGAAUUCUUGCCUUUCUCGGCAAUUUUUGAGCAAAAUAUAAGUUUAGAGCACAUAUAAAGGACGAAAAAGUCAACGAUUUCAUAGAAAACUUCAAUUUAUACGAAUUUCAUGAAUUGUUUGUUAACCUUUUGAACACAUAACUUGUCACCGUGACAGCAUUUCGCAGGCCUAUUGCGAUCAUUAAAAUGACUUUCGGUAAGACGUCAAAUGAACCAUGUGUUCUGUUCCGUUUAACUAAAGAGUAUUCUUAAAUUUCGCCCAUAUUUGCGAGCAACCCUUUAAAGCUAGGUUUCUUGACCAGUGUUGUUAGCAAUUAUUGUGAAGGCGAAAAAUAAGGCUUUAAAUUAACAUUUAUAUAUAGAUAUCAACAAAUUUUAGGUAGCAACUUUUUGGAAUUUUGGCAAUUUUUAAGGAACCUUUUAGCAUUUCAGUGAGCAACUUUCCAGUGUUUUUACGAGCAUGAUCAGGACAGGCCUAUUUGAGGGGCUUAGUCGAAGCUUGAAGUAUUUAGACUUCUUUUUAUGCCAUGAGUUUAAUUGUGGUCGAGUUGUGAAGAUCCUUUCGACAUUAGCAGGUCGUUUCUGUGGCCUAUUUUAAAUCUGUAUUUUAAGAAAAAGGUUUAAAUGUUUUUUGAAGUAGUGCUGGGGGAAAGGAAGGAAUUCAUUCAAGAUGGAGAGAUAAAUAUGUUUGGUUAAUUUUUGUUUAGGUUUUACUGUUAGCCUGACAUCCAUCAGUUCUGAAAGCGAAGCAGUUGCGAAGACAUCAAUGGGUUGGACUGAUAGCAUAAGGUACCCGGCGGCUGUGAUCGCAGUUUCAGUGGGCGUGGUCGUUAUGUUGAUCAUAGCUUCCGGUCUCUGUUAUUGGCAGGUGAAGAAAGGACGAGCGAGCUCGUCUGCAACGAUGAAAAGCCGACACAACAUCGGUUCACUUCAAGCGAAGUACGUAGUCCAGUCAAAUGAGUACGUAAUAGUGCCAGACCUAAAAGGACUUGGGAAUGAUUUUGGCACUAACUGAUUGUAGAUAAAAAGCCACAUAAAAGAGGAACUCAAAAGUAAAGUUAAAAGAGAAAAAAGACCGAGGGGGCAAAAAUAACAGCAUGACAUGUAAAAUUGCCCGACACGAAGAGCAGCUAUCAAUUUGUUACAUCUAUUUGGAAAUCGCAAAAUACAGUCGCUCAAAUGUAGAUUAUUUCAGUCUCUACAAAUAUUUUAUUGAUUCAGUGAUGAGCUGGUUUGGAAAAAGUUGUAAAAGCUGUCUUUCAUUUUCCUUGCGAUUUGAUGGAUUUCUUUAAAUAAGCCUUGAAUGGUUGAUGGGUUAUAAUAAAGUUGUCUCAUUGGCUUGGAAAAAGAUGCGAUUUAGAACAUAAAGUGGUGCGAUUCGUGGAUAAAUCGCACGAUGAGAGCCUGUCAGAUUGUAAGGAUCACAACGGAUUUCAAAAUGGAUGUAACAAACAUAGUAAAUUAACCAUGAGCAGAAUUUCAGUUUAGCAGAAUAAAUGAAUAAAACUGCAUACCCUCAAAGAAACACAAAAGGGUUUGUCAGGCUUUGUUCAAAUUCAAUUCUUCAGUUCAGUUUCGAUUAGUUUUUUUCUACAACCGUCGAAGGGAAAGGAUCAACGUUUUAGUUGUUAGAACCAGUUGCCUUACCAAAGGGACCGCUCUUUUCUGCAGCAUGUUUGGUCUCGUCACGCAACGAUAGACGGCUUCAAGGAGAUGUUAGUAAGAAACGGUGCUCACAGAUUAAGUGUUUUUUCUUUGACUUAUUUCCUCGUGCGUUUCAAUUUCAUCCAUAGUUAAAAUGUUAUUUUUGAUUGAUUUUGGUUGAAAUAAAGUACCUUGUGGGUUUGAAACAAGAAACGUCAUGAUGUGAAUCGUUAAUUGAAAAAAA
Molecule: messenger RNA, 9314 nt
Organism: Pocillopora meandrina
Lineage: Eukaryota; Metazoa; Cnidaria; Anthozoa; Scleractinia; Pocilloporidae
Source: the annotation of a GenBank genome assembly